AUGUGCAGCCUCGGAACGACUGUGACUAUCAGCGGGGGCGGCGUCGUGGGAGCCAUUGAGGGCACGACGAACUCCAAGGCAGCCCACCUGAGAUCAACGGAGCGUCGACAAGUGUCUUGUCUGUGUUCCUGCGCAUCGGAUAAGCAAGCUGUUGUCUACGGUAGUACGCUUGAACACGGUUACGGCGGGACGUUCUCCGUAACCAACACAGCAAGUCCCAGUACUACCGCUGGGUAUAUGAAGUAUAGCUGCCCUGUGAUACAAGCUUCUCCUACAUCUUUCCAUUGUCAGCGGGACGGAUUGAAUAGCCAUUCGCACAAUGUCGCAGUCAUACUUACCAAAGGACUUCCUGUGGGGCUUUGCUACAGCAAGAUUGAAGGUGCACCACAUGAGGACGGCCGUGCAGAUUCCAUCUGGGACACGUUUUGCCGUAUUCCAGGCAAGAUUGCUGGCGGAGAGUCCGGAGAUGUAGCCUGCGACUCCUACCACCGCACCGCUGAGGACAUUGCCCUGUUAAAAGAGCUUGGAGCCAAGUCAUAUCGUUUCUCUCUCUCAUGGUCUCGUAUCAUCCCGCUCGGCGGCCGCAAUGACCCCGUCAACGAAAAAGGCAUUCAGCACUACAUCAAAUUCGUCGACGACCUUCGCGCAGCAGGCAUCGAGCCGUUGAUAACGUUGUUUCACUGGGAUCUGCCCGACAACCUGCAUAAGCGAUAUGGCGGUAUGUUGAACAAGGACGAAUUCGUCAAAGACUUCGAGAACUACGCCAGGGUGUGUUUCAAGGCCUUCGGUUCCAAGGUCAAGUUUUGGAUUACCUUCAAUGAGCCCUGGUGCAGCUCCGUUCUCGGAUAUGGCACCGGGUUAUUCGCUCCCGGACGAUGCAGCGAUCGGAGUAAGAGUGCAGAGGGAGACAGUUCAAGGGAGCCGUGGAUCGUCGGACACUCGCUCCUCGUCGCCCAUGGUGCGGCGGUGAAGGCUUACCGUAACGACUUCAAGCACAAGGAUGGAGGCCAGAUUGGGAUCACACUCAAUGGUGACUGGACAGAACCUUGGGAUCCCGAGGACGCCAAAGAUCGCGAGGCAUGUGAUCGCAAGCUUGAGUUUUCAAUCUGCUGGUUCGGUGACCCAAUAUACUUUGGCAACUAUCCAGACUCGAUGCGGAAGCAACUGGGCGACAGACUGCCGCGAUUCACGCCCGAAGAGGUCGCCUUGGUCAAAGGUAGCAAUGACUUCUAUGGAAUGAAUCACUACUGUGCACAUUACAUUAGGCAUAAAGACACUGAGCCGGAGCUGGACGAUCAUGUGGGCAAUCUGGACAUUCUCCAGCAGAACAAGCAGGGCGAGUGGAUUGGUCCAGAGACGCAGUCUCUCUGGCUAAGGCCAAUGCCUUUGGGAUUCCGGAAACUGAUCAAAUGGCUAAGUGACAGAUAUGGAGGUCCGACGUUUUACGUGACCGAGAACGGAACGAGCGUAAAGGGCGAGAACGAGUUGCCUCUGGAGCAGCUCUUGGACGACGAGUUCCGAUGCGAAUAUUUCAGGGGAUAUGUUGGUGCCCUGGCUGAUGCCCACACUAUUGACGGUGUGGAUGUCAGGGGUUACUCGGCGUGGAGUCUCAUGGACAACUUCGAAUGGGCCGAGGGCUACACAACGCGCUUCGGCGUUACUUUUGUCGACUACAAGGGGGCCCAGAAGCGAUACCCAAAGAAGAGUGCCCGCGAGAUCUCACAAAUCUUCGAUAGAUAUAUCAGAAAGGAGUAA
Messenger RNA from Plenodomus lingam JN3, 1755 nucleotides. NCBI's taxonomy places the organism in Eukaryota, Fungi, Ascomycota, Dothideomycetes, Pleosporales, Leptosphaeriaceae. The record is from RefSeq and is a predicted model, not a curated record.